GUUGUCUGUAUCGACAAUUCGAAGUCGAUGAUGGAUAAUCCAGAACAAUUUGAGGCUCAAUGCCAUGUUAUUCAAACUUAUUGCCAAGCUAAACUUGCCGCACAUCCAAAGACUGUUGUGGCUUUAUGCACAAUGAGUACAGAAAGGUCUAGAGAGUACCUUACUCCUCCUACUAGAUCUCUUGAAAAAAUCAUUGUUUAUCUCGAACGUCUACGUCCUGACUGUGGUAUGUUGGACUUACUAAGUGCGGCACAAAGUGGCCGGAUCCCUAUUGCUAAUUGGAUCCGUGGCCGAAAGAAGAAGUUGAGGAUGCUUUUUCUAGUUGGAGGUCUUACAAAUGUGUCUUAUGCAUGGGUGAAGUUUCUUGGAGAGCAAUAUAUACGCAUGGGUAUUGCUGUUGACAUUGUCAGCUUCUAUAAAGGUAAAGUCCCCAAAUUAAAACUGGGGUUUUCUGAAUACCGAUUUGGGAAUGGUGAGCUUGCUGCUUUUGCCAAGGUCUGCAAUGGUAAUCAGGAUGGCCACUUUGUAAAAGUUAAACCUGGAUUAUGUGCUAAGGUCCGCAAUGUUAUUGAGGAUGGCCACAUUGUAAAAGUUAAACAUGGAUUAUGUGUUCGUGACAUCAAUGAUAUCCUAUUCAAGUCCAUAUUAAAAGGUACUCCUCAAGAUGAUGAUGAUGCUGCUGCUGCGGACAAUGAAGCACAGGGAAGUAAAUAUGGUAAGCAUGUCUCUCUUUCUAAGGUGGAUUUUUACAAGCAGAAUCCACGUCAUGUAGAUACUGAAGAUUUGAGAAUUUUUUUUGAGGGCUGAUGCAUCCAUGCUGCUAAAUUAUCCAUGCAUGUGUACGUACACUGCCAAAUCAUAUUUUAUGUUGGUUUUAUGUUUGUCUGCUCAACAGAUGAUAAUGAUAUGUAUCAAUCACUCUAG
Messenger RNA from Erigeron canadensis, 924 nucleotides. RefSeq lists its product as uncharacterized. Lineage: Eukaryota; Viridiplantae; Streptophyta; Magnoliopsida; Asterales; Asteraceae. The record is from RefSeq and is a predicted model, not a curated record. The transcript is spliced from 4 exons. The coding region runs from base 28 to 807 and encodes 259 amino acids.